This is a messenger RNA of Rhizophagus irregularis DAOM 181602=DAOM 197198, 1662 nucleotides long. The record is from RefSeq and is a predicted model, not a curated record. NCBI's taxonomy places the organism in Eukaryota, Fungi, Glomeromycota, Glomeromycetes, Glomerales, Glomeraceae.
AUGUCUAAUAUUCGAAUAGAUUUAGUUCAAGCAACACUUAUGAGAGCACAUGCAUCAUUCGAUCAUGGUGACUUCCACGAAGGAUAUGAAUUUACGCAACAAAUAAUUCUUACUGACGAAUCUCUAACAGAAGAAGAAAAAACUGAUGCAAUAAGAGAAAAUAAUAAACAUUAUGACCGAGAUAAAAUUUUUUAUAAUUCAGGAACAAGAAGAAUUUGUGAAAAUUGUAACCAGAAAUGUUUAGCUACAUUGUAUUGUGAAUAUUGUGUUCGAAAUUAUUUAAAAGCAAACUUCUCAAACUGGACAUCUGGAAAUAAUAAUAUUGAUAAUUUAAUAAAGAAUUGUCAAUUAGAAACACUUUCCUCAGAUAACACAAUUGAAUGGAUCCCAUAUAAUAAUCUAGAAAAUAUUAAAUAUCUAACAAAAGGUGGAUUCUCUAAUAUUUAUACAGCAAAAUGGAUUGAUGGUGGAUAUGAAGAAUGGGAUUCUAAAGAACAACAAUUAUUAAGAUUUGGAGCUCAUAGUGUAAUACUUAAAGAAUUAGGAAAUGUUGAAGAUGCAAACCAAAGCUGGUUUGAAGAGGCUAAAUCACAUCUUACUAUAGGCAACAAGCUCACUGCAAUUAUUAAAUGUUACGGUAUAACACAAAAUCCAUCAAAUGGUAAUUAUAUGCUUGCAAUAGAACCGUAUGAUAUGAAUUUAAGAGAAUAUUUACAACAAUAUCAUAAUCAACUUACAUGGGAUAAAAGAAUUAGAAUUACUUUUGAAAUAAUUGAUCAUCUUUAUUAUAUUCAUAGAGAAAAUUCAAUUCAUAGAGAUUUACAUUCUAGAAAUAUAUUAUAUUCAAAUUUUAAUGAUUGUUGGCGUACUAGUGAUCUUGGAUUUUGUGGUCCUGCAGACAAAUUAUCAACAAAUAUAUAUGGAAAUCUUCCUUACAUAGCUCCUGAAGUUAUUAGUGGAAAAGGAUAUACUUUUAAAUCUGAUAUUUACAGUAUUGCAAUGCUUAUGUGGGAAAUUUCAUUUGGACAACCUCCAUUUAUGAAUUAUGAACAUGAUUGUAUUCUUGCACUUAAUAUCAUUGAUGGUAUAAGACCAAAAAUUAUAUCAGAAAUUCCUUCAAAAUAUAAAAGUUUAAUGGAACAAUGUUGGGACGCUAAUCCAUUAAAAAGACCAGAUGCUCAUGCACUUUUGAAAAAAAUCAGAGAAAUUAAUUCAUAUUAUCGAAAUAAUCCAAAUGAAUUACCUCAAUUAAUAGCAAAGAUAGAAAAAAAAACAAGCAAUAUUUUUAGUAGUAAAUUAUUUACAAGUAAAAUUUAUAAAUUUGAAAAUUUACCUGAACCAAAAAAUGCAACAAAAGAAGAACAAGAAGCAUUUUAUACCAGUAGUAAAUUAUAUGAUUUUAGUAUUUCUGAUAAUUCUAGUAUUUUUAGCACAAUAAGCAAUCAGUAUACAUCAAUUAAUUUAAAAAAUCGUAAUGAAGAUAAUGAUAAAGAAUCAUCCAGAUUAUUUAAAAAAUUGAAAAUGGAGAAUGAAACAAUACAACAAGAACCAAAUGUUGAUAUUAUUGAUGAAGAUGAAGUAUAUAAUAAUAAUCCAAAAUUUCAUUUAGAAGAACAAGAUGAGUUGAAGAUUUCCGAUGACGAUUUCAACAAACUAAAUUAA